AUGAAAUAUAAAGUAAACAAGCAUUUAAUUGUAGGCGUAAGGCAAAUAAAACGAGUGCUGGGAUAUUUUGUCGUGUCAGAAUUUAGUGAAUCUUUGAGCUGUAAGCACGUCUCAGGAAUAAAAUGAAGACUUUAACUUUAGUGAUUUUAACUUUGUGCCUUUGCAUAUCUGCAAUAUUGGCUCGACCUGAACCAGACUUUUCACACGAGUCUUUCAGUAACGAACGUUUUGGUGGAUAUGGACAUGGUGAUUUUUCUGGAGAGGAUUUAUUUGAUCGUCGAGGAGGAUAUGGCAAUAGAAAUGGAUAUUAUGGAAACAAUUAUGGAGGUUAUCAAGGAGGAUAUUAUCAACCAGGAUACAGUCCAUUAGGAGUGCUUGGUGGGAUUCUCGGAAAGAAGCGUUAAGACUUACUAAAUAGCUAUAACUUUCUCUAGACAUAUCAAAUUUCAUGUUAAUUUAA
Messenger RNA from Chironomus riparius, 460 nucleotides. NCBI's taxonomy places the organism in Eukaryota, Metazoa, Arthropoda, Insecta, Diptera, Chironomidae. The record is from the annotation of a GenBank genome assembly.